Messenger RNA from Adineta steineri, 852 nucleotides. The record is from the annotation of a GenBank genome assembly. NCBI's taxonomy places the organism in Eukaryota, Metazoa, Rotifera, Eurotatoria, Adinetida, Adinetidae.
AUGGUUGUUCAUGAUCGUGAUAUUAAUCGUUUUGCUGAUCGUAGCCGAGAGCUUUGGUCUGAACGGACAGUGUCCGAUAUGAGAUAUAAAGAAAAUGGUUUUCUUCGUUGUUGUGGAAGUUGUCCAUUUGCAUCAUUAUUAGCAUUUAUUUUAACAUUAACUGGCACAGGAAUCUUUUGUGGGUGUCUUUAUUAUCCAAUACGAGCGUCUAUUGAACAAAUCAAUAAUGUUUUUCAAUUUGAAUAUAUCGAUUAUGAAUGGGUUCGUAUAUUACGAUUAGCAGUUAUAUUUAUUAUGGCAAUUAUGGGUGGUUUUGCAUUGAUUUUACUUACUGUUGGAUCAUUAGCUACAGGUGCAACUCGUCAUCAAGUUUAUACAGGAUUUCGUUCUCGACUUGGUGGUCGGAUUGUAACAGGAUUUUUUACAUUUAUUGUCUAUAUGAUUCUGCUUGUUUGGUUAAUUGUAAUGAUCAGCAUGGUAAUACCAUGUAUAGGUUUAUAUAUUUUAAAAUAUCGUUGUCAUGAAGCAUGGGCAACACCAACAGCAUCUAGUUGGCCUAAUACAGCUUCGCCAGUUGCUUGUCUAACACCAGGCACUUAUGGCAUUCCUGUACCUAAACAAAAACCUGAUCUAAAAGUUUGUCAAGAAAGAUUUAAUGAAUUAUGUACAUUGACGGAACAUACACCACGAUUUUGGGCAGGUUUAGUUGGUGCAAUUUUUGUUGUGAUGGGUUUGAUUCAUUUUCUUUGUUGUCUUGUGGCUAAUUAUGCUCAUAUAAAAGAUGGUCGAAAGCUACGUGAUUAUGAAGAAGCUAUUCGUGAAGAGAUUGAAAUCUCGAAACUUAAUCAAUAA